Aphidius gifuensis is the source of this 1041-nucleotide messenger RNA. RefSeq names its product clathrin light chain (gene Clc). Gene Ontology annotation, molecular function: structural molecule activity; clathrin heavy chain binding. Lineage: Eukaryota; Metazoa; Arthropoda; Insecta; Hymenoptera; Braconidae. Gene Ontology annotation, biological process: clathrin-dependent endocytosis; clathrin coat assembly; intracellular protein transport. Bases 155 to 826 code for a protein of 223 amino acids. Gene Ontology annotation, cellular component: clathrin coat of trans-Golgi network vesicle; synaptic vesicle membrane; postsynaptic endocytic zone cytoplasmic component. The record is from RefSeq and is a predicted model, not a curated record. The transcript has 7 exons.
UUUUUUUUUGUGUUCAUUCUAUUGACGUUGACACUUGCCGUUUGUUGCCGUUGACGUAUUGAAUAUUGAAAGGGGUGUUUCCGAUUAAACCUUAAUAAAUAACGAUAAUUAAUUUUAUUAUUUUUAAUCUUCAUACGCAUUCCAAUCAGAUAUCAUGGACGCUUUUGGUGAUAAUUUCACUAGUGAAACAGAUGUUGAUCCAGCUGCUGAAUUUUUAGCACGUGAACAAAAUGAAUUAGCUGGUCUUGAAGAUGAAAUUCCACCAGUUGUUAUGGCUACACCUGUUCCAGUUGUAUCAUCAACAGUUGAAGAUGAUAUUUCUGGAAACUUUGAAAACAUGACUAUGGGAUUUAAUGGAAAUGGCGCUGGAAGUUUCGAGAUGAUAAAUACCAUUGAUCAACAAACAGAUUCAGAGUUUUCAGCUCCAGAACCAGCAAUUCCAGCUCCAACUGUUACAAAGGAAGAGCCUGAAAAAAUUAAAAUAUGGAGAGAAGAACAAGCAACACGUCUCAAGGAAAAAGAUAUUGAGGAGGAAAUAAAACGAGAGGAAUGGAGAGAAGCAGCAAAAAAAGAACUAGAAGAAUGGUAUAAGCAUCAUGCUGAAACAACAAGCAAAACGAAAGCAACAAACAGGGAAUCAGCCAAGAAUGCUGAGAAACAAUUUGUUGCUGAAGCUGAUGAAGUUGAGCCAGGAACAGAAUGGGAAAGAAUUUCAAAAUUAUGUGAUUUCAAUCCAAAAUCAUCAAGAACAUCAAAAGACGUAUCGAGAAUGCGUUCAAUUAUUCUUCAACUCAAGCAAUCACCACCACCAACAUUGAAAGCUUGAUCAUGUUAAUUUUUAUUAUUUUCAAGCUUGGACUAAUUAAUGAAUUUUAAAAUAUAAAAAAAUAAAAAUAAAAAAUUAUAAAUUUACCAAUCAGAUAUGAAAUAUUUGUUGAUAAUUGUAUGCACUAGAUUGUAAACGAGAUAAACGAGUUUUGUGAGACAUGAGAAUCAUGUUAUAUUAUUGUGAAUAAAGUUUAAAUGCCCUGAACAAAUUAA